GCAUGCGAGCACGGGCGGGAGCGAUCUCAGUGCAAGGAGUGCGGGGGAGCCAGCAUCUGCAUCCAUCAGCGCAAGCGAUCUCGAUGCAAGGAGUGCGGGGGAGCCAGCAUCUGUACCCAUGGGCGGGAGCGAGCUAAGUGCAAGGAGUGCGGGGGAGCCAGCAUCUGUACCCAUGGGCGGGAGCGAGCUAAGUGCAAGGAGUGCGGGGGAGCCAGCAUCUGUGCCCAUGGGCGGAUACGAUCUACAUGCAAGGAGUGCGGGGGAGCCAGCAUCUGUACCCAUGGGCGGAGACGAUCUCAGUGCAAGGAGUGCGGGGGAGCCAGCAUCUGUGCCCAUGGGCGGGAGCGAUCUACAUGCAAGGAGUGCGGGGGAGCCAGCAUCUGCAUCCAUGGGCGGAGGCGAUCCCAGUGCAAGGAGUGCGGGGGAGCCAGCAUCUGCAUCCAUGGGCGGAGGCGAUCUACAUGCAAGGACUGC
Molecule: messenger RNA, 474 nt
Organism: Guillardia theta CCMP2712
Lineage: Eukaryota; Cryptophyceae; Pyrenomonadales; Geminigeraceae
Exons: 1
Source: RefSeq, a predicted model, not a curated record